AUGGGUUAUCGUUCAUCAUCAUUACAAAAUUCUGGUUGUGCUGUCGUGUCGGUUAAUAAGAAAUUGCCAUCAUUUACCAUUUGUGGUCAAAUCGGAAAAGCAUAUUCUGGAUUAGCAGAAGUGCUGCUGGUGAGAAGGGACAGAAAAAAUUUGAGUGCUCUGAGGAUUCUGUCCACUGAAUUCAUCGAUUAUGAGCAAAUUAAAAAAGAAGUUUGGUUACUAAGAUGGCUUUCGCAUGCGAAUAUAAUCGCAUUCGAAUGCGCAUUCUCGGUAAAUACCGAUAUUUAUGUUCUGUCUCCAUUUUACGAUCUAGGCUCUGUUCUGCAAGUGAUUCAAAAGCAUUACAAACACGGUCUCCCAGAAAAAGCAAUCGGCCAAAUUUUAAAAAAUCUUCUAUUAGCUGUACAAUACUUACAUGAACAGAACAUAGUGCACAGAUCGAUUCGAUGUAGUCAUAUCCUGCUACAUUCAACGGGCACUGUAAAGUUAAGUGGUCUACGAGAUUGUGCGUUCUUGGAGCGUACUGAGUUUGGUGAGCAACCAAGAAAACUGAAUGAUUUUGGACCUGAGCUUGCCGAUAGUCUUCUGUGGUUAGCACCUGAAAUUCUCAAGCAAGAUUUGUAUGGUUAUGGUCUAUUGUCUGAUGUUUACAGUAUUGGUAUUACUUUGUGUGAGAUGGCAAACGGAUUUCCGCCGUUCUCUGAUAUGCAUCGAUUACAAGUUGGCUUUUUAGUUAUUGGUUACUAUUCUAUUUAG
Anisakis simplex (herring worm) is the source of this 756-nucleotide messenger RNA. The record is from the annotation of a GenBank genome assembly. NCBI's taxonomy places the organism in Eukaryota, Metazoa, Nematoda, Chromadorea, Rhabditida, Anisakidae.